GCCGAGGAGGGCGGGCGGUUGCAGUGUUUUGGCCGGCGCUGGUCAGUCUUGCCCCACGCACAAUGGUGAUAAGUAUUUUCCGUAUUCCCGGAUGCUUCUCCCUGUACCAAGCACCGUCACGCAGCACCAGAGAGCCAUGAGUACAUAAGACGAUCCAAGGCCUGGCUCAUGAGUGAUCCCGAGCCACUUGUAACAUCAAGAUCAAGACCAAGCCGUCCGGUACAAGGAGAAAGAGGCCCCAAUGUAUGAAAGGUGGAAUGAUGGAAGCCUGGGCGGUGAUAUUCUCUUCCGAGCGAGGGCACAGUGUAUGGAUGUGAAUGCAAGGAGUUACAGGUGGUCUGAGUCCUGCAGCAAAGUGUGCCAGAUGUGUGAUAUGGGAGAGGAUGAGACGGUGGAACAUGUGCUGGAGUGUGUGAAGUAUGCCAAAGACAGGAAUGAGAUGAUGCAAGUGAUACUGACUGAGUUAGGGCAUGAUAUGAAUGAAAGAAUGGUAAAGACAGGAAAGGAGUGGAUGGUGUUGUUGCUGGGACUGAGUAGAGACGAAUAAAAGGAUGAUUGAGGCGGUGAAAGAGUUCCUGGAGAGAAUGUGGCGUGUCAGAUGUAGGAACAAUUAGUGUAGAGGAUGCUGUUUGUUUCUCUUCCCCCCACCCCCUUCUACAUGAGUUGCCGAUCCAAAGGCCUGGCUUAGGAGUGAUCCCGAGCCACCUGUACCACCAAGAUCAAGACCGUAGCAUCAAGAUCAAGAGUGAUUUUAUGUAAGUGGUCUCAGGAAUCAGCUGUUUCUGUUAAUGCGAGGAUUGGCGAAAAGUGAGCAGCGUGAAGGGAGAAGUAGAGGAAAAGUGGAGACAGAAACUGAAGAGGAAGGGGAAAUAAAGUAAAAGGAAGAUAGCACACUAAAGAAAAGGGAAGAUACGUGGAGGGAGAAAUAAGAUAAAGAAGAAAACAAGAAAAAGGAAGAAUAUAGUUGGAAGAAUAUUCGUAAAAGAGGAGGAAGGAAGGAUCAAGACAGAAAUAAGACCGAAGACACAGCACACAAAAAAGACCAUGGCGUUUGAUAUGAAAAAGGAAGACGACGUGAAGGAGUUUUUGGAGAAUCUAGGAAUAGAAUACAGAUUUGGCUGCUUCAGUGAGAAGAAGCCAGAAAGCUGUCACUUGCUGGGCGACUACUUUGAGGGGGUGAAGAAGGACUUUGAGAAAGCUGCCAAGGUGUUCAGGAGUAACUGCGAUGACUCCUCGUACCCAAAGAGCUGCUACAAGUAUGCCAACUACAACUUCUUGGGCAAGGGGUGCAAGCAGAACAUGGAUGAGGCUUAUUCCUACUACCUGAAGGGCUGCACGGCGGGGGACUACGACUCCUGCCUCAAUGGGGGCCUCAUGUGUGUCUCCAAUACCCCCACCAAUGCUGAGCGGCCUAAGGAUUAUAAUAAGGGUCUGGAGCUCCUGGACAAAGCCUGUAGUGGGAACAAUGCCUUCUCCUGCUACUACAUCUCAGGCAUAUUCAUCCAGGGAGUGAAGGACAACAUCACCAAGGACAUGAGCAAGGCCUUCCACUACUCCAUGAAGGCGUGUGACCUUGGGAACAUGUACGCCUGUGCUAAUGUUUCUCAGAUGUACCGGAAGGGCGACGGUGUGGAGAAGGAUGAGGCGAAGAGUGAGGAGUUCAAGAAGAAAGCGUUGGACAUGCAGGAGCAGUUCAAGGAGCAGAUGCAGAUACAGUUCCAGCAGGGAGCAGAAAAAAGUUAAAUUCAUCCCAGGUUGUAUUGGAUGUGACUACCUCCCUCAUGACCUUUUAGCUAUUUUUACUUGUACAUUUUAAAUUGAAAGUAAGAUUUGAAUGAGCGUUUGGACUUGAGAUCAUUACCUGUGUUGUUGAAGGUGUCCUGUGCCCCAAAGACCCUCCCUCAGAAGUAUCAUGGAAACACUGAGAGGCCCUGAUAGGACACUUUGACACAAGUCUGACAUGUUAUUGAUCACUCCAGGAUGAUCAUCAAGACUGAAGUGGAGUUUUGGUGAGCCUUGACUGUUGCCACAAACUUGUUAUAGGGAAAGGUGUCUGGUAUGUGUUGAUGGCCAGUGCAUAUUGGUGAGGUGGUGGUAAAUUAUAUUACUAUUACUUAUUAUCGUGUCAUUUCCUAUAAAGGUUGUCAGAGAACGGGAGAACAUUAAGACCUACACAUAGCAGCCCUUGUAUGAAAUAUGCCUGCUUAUUUCCAGCUAUCAUCCCCAUUUGUAAAUCUGUCAGAUCUCCUUUUAAAAAUCCUUAUUGACUCAGAACUAACAAUUUGAUUACUGAGCUUAAGUAGUCUGUCAGUGGUGGAGAGUUGAGCUAAAUAGGACUUGGUAUUAUUCAUAUUCUGAGCACAAAUGAACUGUGGUGCAUGGAUGGUAGAUUACAAUACCAGUGUAAUGUCUCAGGUUCUGAAGCACUGACAAGUUGAUGUAAAGGGUGAAGAAGUGGCUAAGAAUUUAAUCCCUUGUAGAAGCUGCCUUCUCUUGUGGAGAUCAUGGGCUGCUUCAUUCAAAACCUGUGCAUCUCCCUUCAGAAAGAAAUCUUUAACUCAAUCCAGCCAUUGUGCCAUCCUCCUUUCUUGUCCCAACAUCUCCCUUCAGAAAAAAUCUAAUGAUGUUCAGAUCUUUAACUCAACUCAGUCACUCAGCCUUCCUCCUUACAUAUCCAGACCACUUCAGUCAGUUUGGAUGUUAUAUGGCACUAAACAUGUAUGUAGGUUCUUUAUCUACCUUGAAAAAGAAAUCUAAAUGUGUGAAGAUCUUCAACUCACUCAACCCAUUCACUCUGCCCUCCUCCCAACAUGUCCCAACCACUUGAAUGUAGAUUCUGCGACUCCAAAAAAAAAAACUGGUUCUUCAUCACCCUUCAGAAAGAAAUUAAAAGUAUUCCGAUAUGUACCUCACUCACUCUUGUCAUUCUACCCUCCUGUCAAUGUUUCCAGACCACUUCAGUCAAUCUGGAACCUUGCAGUGCUAUCCACAUGCAGGAUCCACUUCCAGCCUCCCACAUGUGACAGAUGGAGCUGGUGUAGUGUUGGUGUGACGUUUGUAUCAGGUGUGACCCAUUGUUUUGUGAUAGGGCCUCUGUGACCUGUGGUGUAAUUCCAAGUCACUCGCAGUACCUUACAUCCACUAGAUCAGGAGUGGCCACUUUGACCAGGCCAUGUAUUAUGAGUACCUGUAUAUCUUGUACAUAGUGUAACAUAGGUUGUUGUCUCUGUGAAUAGAGUUGUAAAUUAAAUUGUGAAGAAUUAAAUUAUUAUGUACAAAUCUUAGAUA
Messenger RNA from Scylla paramamosain (green mud crab), 3288 nucleotides. RefSeq names its product cytochrome c oxidase assembly factor 7 homolog (gene Coa7). The record is from RefSeq and is a predicted model, not a curated record. NCBI's taxonomy places the organism in Eukaryota, Metazoa, Arthropoda, Malacostraca, Decapoda, Portunidae. Gene Ontology annotation, molecular function: protein binding. The transcript has 5 exons. The coding region runs from base 1045 to 1743 and encodes 232 amino acids. Gene Ontology annotation, cellular component: mitochondrial intermembrane space.